This is a messenger RNA of Heterobilharzia americana, 1455 nucleotides long. The record is from the annotation of a GenBank genome assembly. Lineage: Eukaryota; Metazoa; Platyhelminthes; Trematoda; Strigeidida; Schistosomatidae.
AUGAUUUUAGGCCGAUUUCAGCAAGAGCUUCUGACGAAAAUAUUCCAGAAUUCGAAGAGUUUCCGUGAUUUUAGAGUUAGUCGCCGGUAUGGUGCACAAGAACCCACGGUCAUUAGUCAUCUUCUAUUAAAGGCUGCAUGUUAUGCUCAAGGACCGAAAGAAGAAGCCGGGAAAAUUGUUCAAGUUGAAGGCAUUCAAUUUAAUACAGUUGGAUCGUUAGCUUUAAGCUUUCAAAAUAUAUUAAAGAUUGAUAACCUAAAUGCGUUCACCAAUCUGAAAAAACUACAAUUAAACAAUAACAUAAUAGAAAAGAUUGAAAAUUUGGAUGAUUUAGUCAAUCUUACUUGGUUAGACUUAUCCUUUAAUCGGAUUGCAAAAAUCGAGAACUUAAAUAAACUUACAAAACUAGAAGACUUGAGCUUGUUCAAUAAUCACAUUAAACUGAUUGAGGGAUUGGAUGAAAGCAGGAAUUUAAAACACUUUUCAAUUGGUAAUAAUCAAUCACUGAGCUUGAAAAUAUCGUUUACGAAUAAUCCAGACUACUUGUAUUACACAUGUGCAUUUGUAUCGCAGUUACAGUACUUGGAUUACAAGAAAGUUUCACAAAGAGUGUUUGAAGAGGCCUAUCUCAAAUACCAGCUGAAAGUGGAUCAGUUACGAGAAACAGAAAAAGAGAGAAAAGCUCAAAAAAGCGAGUCGUACAAGAAACUGAAGACAGAAAAGGACAGAUUAUCUGAGUCAUGCCGUACAUUUUUUACUCAUGGAAUUGAAGAAUAUCAAAAGCGAAGUUCAGAGGAGCAGUCUUUUAGAGAAGUUAUUGGAGAAGUUAAGACUGCAGAUCGUGCUGAAGGCCUACGAUUAGUUCGACAAUUCUUUGAGUACAAAGUAAAAAUAUUAGAUAAACUCAAGAAUACUCCGGAGAUACAAAAGGAAAUUAUAGAAGACACUAUGACUGGUUAUCGCAAACGAAUUCAUGAUUUAUGGGAGAAACUCAUGUCUAACGAAAUGAUCCUUGCCGAACAAAUCGAGGAUGUGGUGAAAGAAUUCGAAAGAAAUAUAAGAGAUAUGAUAGCAUACUUUAUUGAAUCAGCUCAACAUUACAUAAGCAAGUGUCGUGAAGCGGCUAAUGGUUUUCAUGAAUAUUUAACAGAGGCAACACUGCCUUUUGCUGAGCGAUUGGGUAAAGGUGAAUUGACGAAAACAGAUCAGGUUUUAUUUACAGACAGAGAUACAAUGAUUAAUAGUCUAGUUCGAUCAAAAGAUAACCAGUCCUUAAGAAUGGAUGAAUGUGAAGAAAGUUUAAUACGACGUGCUAAUGAAUGGUGUGAUAAAUUAGUUCAAACUAUCUACCAACAGGAAGUACUUGAACGUCAUAAGAAUAGAAUUACUGAAAUUAAUUUAUUCAUUGAUGCUCAACGAACUGAACUUGACUGUUAUGAUUUAGUUGCAAUCUAA